This is a messenger RNA of Dissoconium aciculare CBS 342.82, 595 nucleotides long. RefSeq lists its product as uncharacterized. Bases 103 to 585 code for a protein of 160 amino acids. The transcript is spliced from 4 exons. Gene Ontology annotation, molecular function: structural constituent of ribosome. NCBI's taxonomy places the organism in Eukaryota, Fungi, Ascomycota, Dothideomycetes, Mycosphaerellales, Dissoconiaceae. Gene Ontology annotation, biological process: translation. The record is from RefSeq and is a predicted model, not a curated record. Gene Ontology annotation, cellular component: ribosome; cytosolic large ribosomal subunit.
ACGGCGAGCACCAAAUAACACACACAUUAAGACGUUAGUCCUUUACAUCGCCCAUCAACUUCGUUCGGGACUAACAAAUCGCAGCGUGCAAAUACAUUCACCAUGGGUCACGCCGCAGGUCUCCGCGCUGGCACUCGCUAUGCCUUCUCUCGCGACUUCAAGAAGAGGGGUAUGAUCGCUCUGGGAACGUACCUCAAGCAGUACAAGGUUGGAGACAUCGUCGACGUUGUUGCAAACGGUGCUGUCCAGAAGGGCAUGCCCUACAAAGUCUACCACGGAAAGACCGGUGUCGUCUACAACGUUACCAAGUCCGCUGUCGGUGUCAUCCUCUACCGACAAGUCGGCAACCGCUACAUCGAGAAGCGCAUCAACGUCCGCAUCGAGCACGUCCGACACUCACGUUCGCGAGACGAGUUCUUGUCCCGUGUCAAGGAGAACGCCGCCAAGCAGCGCAAGGCCAAGGAGGAGGGUGUCCACGUCCACUUGAAGCGACAACCGGUCCAGCCCCGCGAGGCACGAACCAUCAGUGCAAAGGAGAACAAGCCAGAGAGCAUUGUCCCGAUACCAUACGAGACAACGAUCUAAGUGUGCUGGA